This is a messenger RNA of Talaromyces rugulosus, 1095 nucleotides long. RefSeq lists its product as uncharacterized. The transcript is spliced from 3 exons. The record is from RefSeq and is a predicted model, not a curated record. Gene Ontology annotation, cellular component: nucleus. The coding region runs from base 1 to 1095 and encodes 364 amino acids. NCBI's taxonomy places the organism in Eukaryota, Fungi, Ascomycota, Eurotiomycetes, Eurotiales, Trichocomaceae.
AUGCCUAAAAACAUGACUCUCCAACAUUUCGGUGCUAGCUUUUUAACGAUUGAUCAUGGCCUAGCAAUAGUGGCACGUGGAUUUGAUAUCUUUGUACGAAUUCUAAGAUAUGCGAAUGUGAACCGUCGAGCACAUGUUCUUUCUUCCUUCUCACCCUCUUUUUCAAACUCUCCCGUUGACUCCACAUGGCAAAGCCUAAAGGAUGAGCUGGAUGAAUGGAGAAAUAUUCAAGAUACGACCGUUCGGUUUCCUGACACCAGUGUCCAGGCACACGUUGCCUUUGGAUACGGCGAACUUUUUACUUAUGUGAAUCUAAUAUUUUUCAUGAGUGUUCUAUUUCUUCAUCGUGACCGUUUAUUGUCCGACUUAAGACGCUUCUCCGAAGCACAUGCCGAUAACAGGAACAAUACAACGGUUGACAGCGAAGACAGAGUUCGAAAUGAUGACGAUGCCACUCUCGUGUGCAUAUUUGAAGCAGCUAAAAAUAUUGGUGUUAUUUUAUCGGCUGUGGAGAAUUCUCAAGCACCAGUCAUUACCCCUUACUCUGGAUUCAGUGUCUUUGUGGCUGUCCAUGUGAAUAUGUACGCGACUAUUGCCCCUCAUAAAUAUCCGGGGGGGUUGAAAAGCGCCGAGGAUGAGAAGAAGAAGAACUUGCUGUAUCUUGAGCGUCUAACGCAGUUCUGGCCCGUUGGCCACCAAUGGUGGCACACUGUACAGGAGGCAGAAAAAUUCUAUGGGGCUGCCAAGAGAAGUGAAUCAAUUGACGCAGCUUCAACUAGUCGACCCAGUCAUUUGGCUCUUGCAAGUACUCUAGACGAGUAUGGGGAUAUCAGGCACCAAAGUUCUGUUCAUCGGGUCUCUCGUGAGGGUGAACCACUUCAGGGCAACGAUAGAUAUUCCCGCACUGAAGAACAUCAGCGCACUGCAAGACAAUCAAAUAUACCACGGGAAUCCAUGUCCCUGGAUGGUAAUACGAUGUUAGGCGAUAACGAAAGCAAUAAUAUGCUUUUUCACAGCCUAGAAGCAGAAUUAAUGCAAUGGCCUUUCAUAGAUGAGACAUGGUCGACUGGAAUUGAAUCUGGAUGGCUUAAUUGA